AUCGGUCCAGCCGUUUAAGCGUCAAGAGGUAACAAAUGCAUACUUUCGCACAUAUAAUAUCAGUGUGACAUUCUUUUUCUUUGCAUUUAUUGUUAUAAAGAAAACAUUAUAUUAUCUUAUUAUAGUCUAAAAAUGGCUCCUGCAGUAAGCAUCCUAAUAUUUCAUGCUUGUUACAUAAACAUUAAAAUCAGUAACCCAGAAUUCGAUCAAGAAUCAGUGUAUUACACAAAUGCUUGUCCUACGCGGGGAUCGAACUCGCAACACGACGCGCACGGUAGCUUUGACAUGAUCUACACCACUCGGCUAUCCGUACAUUCAAGUCAGAUCACGGACAACCAACGACAGAUAGACUGACAUAUAAAACUACUAUACAGGUUUUUACCCUUUCGGUACGGAUCCCUAAAAAACAAUCAAUUUAAGUAUAAAACUGAGAGUGGAUUCACAGAUGUGUCAAGCCAGCUGUAGCGUCUGCGUUCGGAUCAUACUUUGUUACAAAAUUGUGUAGAAUAUAAUGUUACAAAUAUUAAUAAACUUACAAAUAUGAAAAGUUAUUUCGAGUGUUAAUAAAGUGUUACAAGUUUAAGAUAUAAGACUUUAGAGAAAACGAGAAUCAUGAAGCCACUAUUCUCAAUAGUGGUUGCUGUGCUGGUUGUAGCGGCCACCGCUCACCCCCAGACCAUAGAAUUUUCCCGAACCUUUCAAUCUAAGCCCAAGACUGUAGUCCGCACAGAGGAAAUCGUCGAAGGGUGCUCCUCAGAAAAAGGCUGUGCUAGCAUCAAGAAAGUGAAUGGAGCAGUCGUUGAAAAGUUCGGAAACCUCCAAGUUCUUGACGAAGCUGCUAAAGCCGGCGUAUCAAAGACAGGUUUCCAGGGGACAAACCAACUGAACUCGCCUUUCAAGGCUGGCGGUAUUGGUGGCGGGUCUUUCAGCAAAAUCAGCAAGACUUCCACCAGUUAUACGUCAAGUUCUAGCAGUGGCUCUGGAGGCGUCGGCCUGGCCGCCAACCCUGGCUUAAACUUCGGCAGCGGCCAAUCAAAAAUUGACAUCACAACCAACCAGUUCCUGAACGGAAAGGCUGGAUUCGAGACUCCUUCCCUUAAGGGCGCUCCUCAGGGCAACCUCCAGGGUACCCUCGUAGUGGGAUCCACCACUUACACCGGCAAUCAGGGCCUCGUCAGCCAGUCAGGAUCAGUCACCAACCAGAACAAGUUCGGCGCUACAGGAUUUGGCUCGAACCAGGCCUCAAACUCAGGAUUUGGUUCAAACCUGGCUACCAAGACAUCUUUUGGUUCAACAAAAGUUACCAAGACGUCCUUUGAUUCAACCCAGACAACCAAGACAUCCUCUGGUUCAACCCAAGCUACUAAAACCUCCUUCGGUUCCGAAAACCGAGGUUCCUCAGGGUUGGGUAGCAUUCAAUUCGGAGCAUCUGGAUCGUCUUUCGGUUCCAAAAAGUUUGCCUCAACCACCAGCACAGGUUUUGGGUCAACCGUUACCCCUAAACUUAAUAUCGAUAGCACAGUCUCCAAGACAAAGAGCCGAACCGAAUUCGAAACGGAUGCUUUCUCGACCGGAAGCGAUAACACAGAAGUCUACACUUCCGGUGUUAGAACUGUCUUCAGAUCCGUCCACGUGCCCGUUGGCUGCUCUGCUGCCCUUAAAUGCACACCCAUCGAGUUCUGUACCGCGGGGGGAGUUAUCUCAAACACCUCUGUUGUCCUCACUAAACAUCAACAAACUUACCGAGUGCCUCUUACUGACUGCAAAGACCCCGAAUCAGGUAACAUCGGAAAAUGUUGUCGAGAUCCCUUCUACAUUGACCCGUGGCCAGUCAACGUGAUCGGGAAAUGGGUACCCAAUAUUUUCGGGGAGAAACCAUGGAAUGUCACAGACAGACCCCCUACCACGGAGUAUUUCCCUGAAACGACACCAACGCCCGGCUACUAUAUAGAGCGCAAUAAAAACAUAACGAUCGAAAGGAUAACGACCGAAGAGGAAGAACUUGUAGAAUCGGAAACAAGAUACAGAGUUUACUUGGAAAAGUACACAGGUGAUGGCACAUGUGGUUUGCAAUACCCCCAAAAACCCUACGGUAAUCGCAAAGAAUUGGAGCUGGACUUCGCCGAGAUCCCCUGGCAGGCCAUGAUCCUGCUGAAGACCGACAAGAGCCUUCUCUGCGGCGGUGCGAUCGUUCAGCCUAAUGUCGUCAUGACCACUGGUAGCUGCGUUAAAGGGUAAGGGAUCGUUAUCACUCAUCAUUCAAAUCCCUUUUAGCCGAAUUCCAUCAUAAACUUAGGAAAAAUAUCCUCACACACAGCCCAAACUUACUGCAAAGUUCACUACCAGACCAAAACCAUUAACCGCACCAUAUUACCCCCCGC
Trichoplusia ni (cabbage looper) is the source of this 2381-nucleotide messenger RNA. RefSeq lists its product as uncharacterized. The record is from RefSeq and is a predicted model, not a curated record. Gene Ontology annotation, molecular function: serine-type endopeptidase activity. NCBI's taxonomy places the organism in Eukaryota, Metazoa, Arthropoda, Insecta, Lepidoptera, Noctuidae. Gene Ontology annotation, biological process: proteolysis. The coding region runs from base 613 to 2238 and encodes 541 amino acids. The transcript is spliced from 7 exons.